This is a messenger RNA of Komagataella phaffii GS115, 837 nucleotides long. RefSeq lists its product as uncharacterized. The transcript has a single exon. NCBI's taxonomy places the organism in Eukaryota, Fungi, Ascomycota, Pichiomycetes, Pichiales, Pichiaceae. Bases 1 to 837 code for a protein of 278 amino acids. Gene Ontology annotation, molecular function: S-adenosylmethionine-dependent methyltransferase activity. The record is from RefSeq and is a predicted model, not a curated record.
AUGUCCAGUUUCAGAGAUACGUCGUACAAUUCUAACAAUUACUCCGAGUUCAGACCGGAAUAUCCACCAUCGUUCAUAGAAUCAAUUUUUGGCUACCAUCAGGGGGACUUUGACAAAGCUCUGGAUGUGGGGUGUGGUCCGGGCGAAGCCACGUUCCAUUUAGCAAGAAAGUUCAAGAACACAAUUGGAACAGAUAUCUCACCAGGUAUGGUGUCCCAGGCAACUAGUCUCAAAGAAAGACGGGACGUUUCCAACGUAUCUUUCCAGCAGUCCUCAUCCGAAGAUUUGCCCUUUAUCGAGGACAGCUCUGUCGACCUGGUGACGGCCGCUGAAUGUGCGCAUUGGUUCAACGCGCCCAAGUGGUUCAAUGAGAUGGCCAGAAUUCUCAAACCCAAAGGAACCCUAUGCUACUUUGGGUAUGUUGAUCCAUAUUUUGUUGAUCUUCCUUUGGGAAAUGAACUCUAUCACAAAUACGUUUACGGCGAAGAUUAUCUGGGUCCAUAUUGGGAGGAGCCGGGUAGGUCGAUUCUGGUGGACCUUUUUCGCCCAAUUGACAAGCAGAUACCUUCAGAUCUCUUCGAGGACGUAAUAGCUCUGAGAGGAAACGAACCUGGGUCGUUGGUGUUGGAAAGAGACUUUCAAUUAAAGGAUUACUUCCAGUAUCUCUACACCAUGAGCAGUGCCCAUAAGUUUGUCCAACAAAAUCCAGGCAAGGAGGAUCCGAUUCAGAUGUUCCGAACAGAGCUAUUUGAAAGAGCUGGCCUCGAAGACAGUUCGGUGCUCCGUCUCAAAUGGCUGACCACAGUAACCUUUCUGAGACGAAGGUCUAACCCUUAA